AUGUCCGCCCUGGCCCAACUUGCUGAGGGCAAACGCCUCUCGUCUGAAGAAGUUAUGAAAAUUGGGAAUGACGACCCUUCUCGCAAGGAUGAUGAGUUCUAUGAAGGCCAUUCCUCAGAGAGGAUCGGAGGGCUACGCCGCCGACUUGGAAAUCGCCAUAUCCAGCUUGUUGCCAUAGGUGGCUCUAUUGGCACCGGCCUCUUCAUUGCCAUCGGUACUGGGCUUCACAAAGGUGGACCCGCUAGUCUAUUGAUUGCUUUCGCCAUUGAAGCUAUCAUAGUAGGCAUGCUCAACAACUGCCUGGCUGAAAUGACCACAUACAUGCCGGUGAGCGGCGGCUUUAUCAGACUGGCAGGCCAAUGGGUGGAUGAAGCCUGGGGCUUUAUGGCUGGAUGGAACUUCUUUAUUUACAUGGCUCUCACCGUACCGUUCGAGAUAUGCGCUGUCAACUUACUCCUACAAUAUUGGCGAGAUGACAUCCCGGUCGUUGCCGUGAUUGUGGCAUGCAUGGUGGUCUACUCACUGAUAAAUCUCCUUGCUGUUGGUACCUACGGUGAGGCCGAGUUCUGGCUUAGCGGAGGCAAGGUCAUAUUAAUCUUGAUUUUGUUUGCGUUUACCUUCGUUACCAUGGUCGGUGGUAAUCCAAAGCGGGACGCUUAUGGAUUCAGACAUUGGCAAACCCCUGGCCCUUUUGCUGAAUACGCCACCGAGGGAACUCUCGGUCGUUUUGAGGGUUUCCUAGGUGCUUUGUGGAUUGCACUCUUCACUGUGGUCGGUCCAGAAUAUAUAUCCAUGGUUGCCGCAGAAGCAAAACACCCUCGAAUCUACAUCAAAAGCGCUUUCAAAACGGUGUACUGGCGGUUUGGCGUGUUCUUUGUCGGAGGUGCACUCUGUGUCGGCGUGCUCGUCGCCUACAAUGAUACCACCCUUGCGAACGCUAUCGAGAGCGGGGAGUCUUCUUCUGCUUCAUCUCCAUACGUUAUUGCCAUGCAAAACCUCGGAGUCGAUGUUCUCCCUCAUAUUGUAACUGCCCUGAUGAUUACUUCCGUUUUCUCUGCCGGCAACACCUACACAUACGCCGCUACUCGUGCGUUACACGGCCUGGCAGUUGGAGGGCAUGCACCAGGAAUAUUUGCUAAGACCACCCGCAAAGGUGUGCCUAUCUACAGCUUUAUUGUUGUGAUGGCCUUUGCGUGUUUAUCGUUCCUUCAAUUAUCUGGCAGCGCGAUGAAGGUACUGGAAUGGUUGAUUAGCCUAACGACGGCGAAUAUUCUCAUCGACUACAUCAUUAUCACCACCACAUACCUCAAAUUCUAUCAUGCUUGCAAGGCGCAGGGCUUUGACCGUUCAAGGCUUCCAUAUGUGGGAUGGUUUCAACCAUAUUGUGGCUACAUUGCCCUCACCUGGAUGGUCAUCAUGGCUGGUUGCUUUGGUUACGAAAGCUUUGCACCUUGGUCUACUUCCACCUUCUUCCUCAAUUACACCAUGAUACUACUAGCACCAAUCGUGUUCAUUUCCUGGAAGGCCUUCAAGAGAACCAGUUGGCUGAAACCUCGCGAGUUGGAUUUGACAUGGGAGGCUGAGCUGGUUGCAGCCUAUGAGGAAGCCGAGGAAGAGCAGCCCACUGGAUUUUGGAGAGAAAUGGCACGCACGGUUGACAUUCGAGGACUCUACCACAAGAGCACUACAGAAGCCUGA
Messenger RNA from Penicillium salamii, 1698 nucleotides. NCBI's taxonomy places the organism in Eukaryota, Fungi, Ascomycota, Eurotiomycetes, Eurotiales, Aspergillaceae. The record is from the annotation of a GenBank genome assembly.